This is a messenger RNA of Trichoderma asperellum CBS 433.97, 2213 nucleotides long. RefSeq names its product RNA-dependent ATPase (gene DBP3). NCBI's taxonomy places the organism in Eukaryota, Fungi, Ascomycota, Sordariomycetes, Hypocreales, Hypocreaceae. The record is from RefSeq and is a predicted model, not a curated record. Gene Ontology annotation, molecular function: nucleic acid binding; ATP binding.
CAUUUGCCAUUUGCGCAGUAUCGAUCAGUCUAUCUCGUCGCAACGACCAAGAGAUACGAUUGAUUUUUCGCUGCCGAUUGGGACAAGAUUCGCUUAAUUCUACAAAAUGGCCGCCACAAAACAUCUCCUCGCAGAGGGCGACGACAGCGUUGCCGAGAACCGCCCAAUCAAGAAGUCCAAGGUCGACUCCAGCGACGAUGCUGAGAAGGCCCGCUUGAAGAAGGAGAAGAAGGACAAGAAGAAGGACAAGAAGGAGAAGAAGGAGAAGAAGAGAAAGUCAGAGGAGGAAGAUGACAAGACCGAGGAGUCUGUAGAGAAGAGCGCAGACGGCGAGGGCAAGAAGGAGAAGAAGAAGUCCAAGAAGGAGAAGAAGGAGAAGAAGGCCAAGGAGUCUCAAGAUGAAGACGCAAAUGAACAACCCGAGAGCAUGGACGUCGACCAAGACGAGAAGCCUGUCGAAGACAAGAAACAGUCCAAGAAGGAUCGCAAGGCCAAGAAGGAGACCAACGGCAAUGCGUCCGAGCAAACCUCCAGCGGUCGCGACUACGUUCAGACCAUGAGCCUUUCCAACGUCGCACAAUCCGAAAUCGACGAAUACUUGUCCAAGAACGAGAUUGUCAUUACAGACCCCAAAAACGUCACCGACAAGCUCCGACCCAUCACCGAAUUCCACCACCUCCCCUCAACCAACCUUCUCGAGAAGAAGCCUUCACCCUUUGCCAACUUCAAAGCUCCUACCCCCAUUCAGGCUGCCUCAUGGCCAUCCACGCUUUCCGGCCGCGAUGUGGUCGGUGUAGCCGAGACAGGUUCCGGCAAGACUAUGGCUUUCACUCUUCCUUGCGUAGAGGCCAUUUCCACCAUUGGAAAGAAGGGCGUCAAGGCAGUCGUUGUGUCACCUACGCGAGAGCUUGCUAUGCAGACAUAUGAGCAGAUGAAUGGCGUUGCUGCUCUUCUGAGACUCAAGUGCGUCUGUCUCUAUGGUGGCGCUUCAAAAGACGACCAGCGAGCGCUUCUCCAGAGGGGUGCCGACAUCAUUGUCGCCACUCCCGGCCGAUUGAAGGACUUCAUGUCAGACGGCACUGUCGAUUUGAGCGGCUGCAAAUUCGCCGUCUUGGACGAGGCCGAUCGUAUGCUGGACAAGGGUUUCGAAGAGGAUAUCAAGCUGAUUCUUGGCGCCUGCCCUCCCCGGGAGGAGCGUCAAACUCUCAUGUUUACUGCUACCUGGCCAUUCUCAGUCCAGAGCUUGGCAUCCACCUUCAUGGUUGACCCAGUCAAGAUCACUAUUGGUUCUCGCGGCAAGGAGACGGAGAAUGGUUCAGUUGAGCUUCAGGCCAACACCCGUAUCACCCAGAAGGUCGAGGUUCUGGACGGCAGGGACAAAGAAUUCAGGCUCUUGCAAAUCAUCAAGCAGCAUCAGCAGGGCAAGCAAAAAGAUGACCGAAUUUUGGUCUUCUGCCUCUACAAGAAGGAGGCUACUCGUGUUGAGAGCUUCCUCGGUCGCAAGGGCGUCCGUGUGGGCGGCAUUCACGGAGACUUGAAGCAAGAGCAACGAACGAGAAGCUUGGAAGCAUUCAAGUCUGGCAAGACACCAGUCUUGGUUGCUACGGAUGUGGCUGCUCGAGGUUUGGAUAUCCCCGAGGUUAAGCUGGUCAUCAAUGUUACAUUCCCUCUCACUAUUGAGGAUUACGUUCACCGUAUUGGACGAACUGGCAGAGCCGGCAAGACAGGCGAGGCUAUCACCAUGUUCACAAUCCAAGACAAGGCGCACUCUGGAUCUCUCAUCAACAUCCUCAAGGGUGCCAACCAGCCUGUUCCUGACGAGCUGAUGAAGUUUGGUACUGUUGUCAAGAAGAAGACCCACGAUAUGUAUGGCGGCUUCUUCAAGGACGUAGAUCCUAACCAAAAGGCGACAAAGAUUACUUUUGAUUAAAUUAAAGCAUGGGUAUAUCGGUAAGGGAUAAAGGGUCAUUUUUGUUUUACUCUCGUCUGCUUUUUCUUUUUCUUUUUUCGUCUUAUUUCGUUGCUACUCGCGCUUACUUGCUCUGCGACCUCGGAUAGACUGAAAGCAUUCGAAAAGAAACUUUCGUUCUAGAGAUACACUACAGCACUUUGUUAGAUGAUUGUGUAUAUUACAGAGAAAUAGACGCAUAGCAUGUAGAGAUGUGUUGACAUACAUUAAAAGCAGUAAUGGAAUGGCAAAGCCAAUAAUCUUA